AGACACCGAACUGAUGACGUGGUUCGGUCGGUUGACCAGAGCAGCAGCAGGAUGGCCGACCAGAGCAGGCAAAUAAAACUCGCUGCAGCCAAGAAAAAGCUGAAGGAGUUUCAGCAGAAGAGCUCCCCUACUAGUGUAGGAGGAGAAAAGGGUGGAGGAGGAGGUGGUGGUGGUGGUGGAGGAGGAGCAGGGGCCAAGAAGAAGAGGAAGGUGAAGGUACUAAGCCAACAUGAUGCACAAUCAACAGACAGAAACUCUCCAGUCAUGAAUACCUUCGCUGACAUGAAGGCCGUGGGGUCUUCAGUUGCCCAGCUACAGGAGGACCCAAAGGGGGAGCCUGGUCGCAGCUCACCUGUGUCUAAUCCCGCUAGCUCUAAUACUGCUACUAACUCUGCAUCUGUCAGUCACAACACUGACCUGCAGGACUACCCUGACACCAAUGGCGAUGAGAGUUUAACAGAGGAAAAUAGACCACUGUCUUCCACAGAGAGCCUGCGACAGCUCUCGCAGCAACUGAACGGCCUGGUCUCCGAGUCAUCCACAGCGUAUGUGAACGGGGACAGUGCACCUUCUGUCAGUGAGGGAGAACUGGAGAGUCGGAACCAGGAGCUGGCUGCCGCCCUGGAGUCCACCAACCUAACAAACUCUCAGCUCAAUACCAAGCUAGACCAGCUGGCACAGCAAACUCAGGAGCUCACAGAUCAACUACAAAAGGAGCGAAAAGAAUUUGAACAGAGAUUUUCAAAAGAGCAAGGAGCCAUGCGGGAGCAAUUACAGGUUCACAUCCAGACCAUAGGUAUACUGGUAUCGGAGAAAUCAGAGCUACAAACAGCACUACAAUACACACAACAGGCUGCACGACAGAAAACCGUCGAGGCAGAUGAACUGAAUAACCGUCUGCAGGCAACAAAGCAGAGAGUGUCAGAGCUGGAGAGAACUCUUUCCACUGUUUCGACACAGCAGAAACAGUUUGAGAAGCACAACAAAGAGCUUGAAAAGGAGAGAGACAACCUGAGGCUAGAGGUGUUUAGACAAAACAAUGUGAGCGAGGAGUCGAAGCAGCAGAGCUCGGAGCUGUCGGAGCAGUUGAAGCUUAGUGUACAGGAGAACGGAGCGAUGAGGCUGGAGCUGGAAGAUCUUCGCAAGAGGCUGGAGAUGGCUGACCUCAUGUUGCAACAGUACUCCAGUCAGUCAGAUCCCACCACUGCCAACCAGCAGGUCCAGUUACUGCUGGAAGAGAAGCAGCAGCUGGAGACACAUAAUCACCAGCUGAUGGAGUCGAUUGCCCAGCUAAAGACGGAGAGGGAUUGCUAUGCAGAGCAGAUCCAGGAGGAGGGCCGUGUAUGGAAGGACAAAACAGAACAGCUGCUAACACAGGUGUCAUUGGUCGCAGAGGAGAGAGACAGAAACAUCAACCGAGUCCAAGAACUGGAGGCCAGCAUCGCAGAGCUAAAAAAUGCUGCAGCGUUAUUGUCCCAGGAGAAAGAGGCUCAGGGUGAUGCAGAGGCUCAGUCCUCAGGGCCAUCAGAGAGUGAGGUGGCUCUGCAGGAGGCACUCAACACUCUGCAACAGGAGAAAGACGCUCUUACUUCACAGUACCAGGCACAGCUGCGAGAUAACGAGCAGCUGAGUCGCCUGUGCGCAGAGCAGGAGGCACGUCUGGGGGAGCUGGAGCGGCAGGUGGAGGUCCAAGCCCAGGAGGAAGAGGACCGCCGCCGGAUGUUGGAGGAUGUUCAGUCAGACAAAGCCACUAUUAGCCGUGCUCUCACCCAGAACCGUACACUGAAGGACCAGCUGGCUGAGCUACAGAACGGUUUUGUCAAACUGACUAAUGAGAACAUGGAGCUGACCACUGCCAUUCAGUCAGAGCAACAUGUGAAAAAGGAGCUGGCUCGCAGGAUGGGUGAACUUCAAGAAGAACUGCACAACUUCAAGGAACAGCUGGAGCUGAAAUGUACGGAGACUCAAGGUCUGAUGGAGCAGAGGGACCAGGUAGUGGCCCACCUGCAGCAGUACUGUGCCGGCUACCAGGCUCUGGCCUCAGAAAGGGAACAGCUCCAUCAUCAGUAUUUGCAGCAGAGCCAGCUCAUGGACCGGCUGCAGCACGAUGAAAGCCAGGGCCGCGUGCAGCUGGAGAUCAGUCACAAUCAGCUCAAACAAGCGCAGGACCAUUUGGAGCAGUUAGUCAGAGACAACGAGCAGCUGAAGUCUGAGGUGAAGGAGCUGAUCAGCAGCUCAGCUCUUGCCACACCACUCAGAGAUCAAGGAGAUGGAGUGGAAAGCCAGUCCCUGCAAGAGAGCCCAAAGCAGUCCUUCUCCAUAGUUAUCCCAGAAGACUUUGAGAGCCAGAAAGAAAUGGAGGAGUUUAUCCGUGGAGCUUUGGCUCAGUUGGAGGCAGAGAGGGACGAGGCCAGGAGGCAACUGGAGGAGGAGCACAGGCUCCACAUGGCAGCCCGGCACCAGGCUGCUGUGGCACUCCGCCUCGAGCCCCAACAGCACAGCCACAAUCCUGUUCACGACCAUCAUCACGAGCACGAUCACGAGCAUGAUCACGAUCACGAUCACACUCAGGGCCAACAUAGUCACUGUGAACACAGUCACGAGCAUUCAGAAGGAGGAGUACCAGUUGAAGUUCAUCAGGCCCUACAGGCUGCCAUGGAGAAGCUUCAGCAGCGUUUCACCUCCCUCAUGCAAGAGAAAGCUGACCUGAAGGAGCGGGUGGAGGAGCUGGAGCAUCGUUGUAUCCAGCUGUCUGGAGAGACCGACACUAUAGGAGAGUAUAUUGCUCUGUACCAGAGUCAGCGGGCCAUAAUGAAGCAGAAACACCAGGAGAAGGAACAGUACAUCAGCAUGUUGGCUCAAGACAAGGAGGAGAUGAAGGCGAAGCUGGCAGAGCUGCAGGAUCUGGUGAUGAGGUUGGUGGCUGAGAGGAACGACUGGUACAACCGUUACACCGGAGCCGUAGCCGGUGCGGGCACAGUGAACCCUGACCUGCUUCCUGUCGGGGAGGAUCACACUCACCCAGAGUAUCACGUGCACACACACGCGGAGCUGAAUGCUGUCAGUGGAGCAGAAGCCAUGGAGGUCAUUCCUCUAUCAGAGCCCACCACAGACCCAGAAGCACUUUCGCUCCAGACGCUUUCACCCGGGUCAGGCCAGAGCGACUCCAAGCCUCUGGGGCCCAAGGAGGACGGCACAGCCCAGCAGAUCAUGCAGCUGCUCCAGGAGAUCCAGAACCCCCAGGGAGCGCUGAGAUCACCCCCCUUCCUCGGGGAAAACCCCUGCAUCCCCUUCUUCUACCGGCCCGACGAACAGGACGAAGUCAAGAUCCUGGUGGUGUGAGGCGUGGGUGCGACAGAGGCUGGUGUGUGUGUGUGUGUGUGUGUGUGUUUGUGUGCAUGUGUGUUUGUGAGAGAGAGAGAGAUCUUGGGCAUGUCUUGAAGUAUGGGGAAAAUUAAAACACCACAGUUUACAAUGUGUGUUGCUUAUGAAUCAUAUUUACAAACACUGCUCAAGAUAUUUGACUCCCCACAAACUGGUCACAGAUAAGAGAAACUCUUUGACUCAGUUACAUUUAAAUGUCCCCCCCCCCCCUCCUCCCUUCCCUCCCUCCCAUGUCCUGUGUGCUGGCACUAAUGUGUGCAUGGUUAAAAAGAAAGAGUAGUUUCUUUUUUGUUAUUUUUUAUGUUUUUUUUGUCUUUGAUGCUCUUCCCAGAGAGGAGAUAAUCAGUGUUCCUAAACACAAUCGGAUUAUUCCCCUUUCUGCAAUUUUUAAUCCCCAUCUUCCCCCCCAUCUCUUACACAUAAGUGCAAUACAGGGGCUAUAUAUUAUAUAUUUUGUCCCCUCGCUCAUACAGUACUUAAAGAGCUGUCUGAAAAUUAGCAGCUUGUUUAUGUGCAACUUGAUUUUUAGUGCAAAUCUUUGUUUUUACACCAUUCACUGUUCACAUGCCAAAAAAAAAGAGCAUCACGUUUGAAUGUACUAACCCGAAUAUCGACCUGUAUGUCUGCGUAACGUGGGGGAGAAUUGACGAUAGUGAAAGGGUUCAGCGAGAGGAAAGGAGGUUGGGUGACCCCAACUAAGAAAUGCAGAGUGAGAUGUAAGUUAGAGUUGAGACAAUAAAGGAACUUCGUGCACGUAAAAAGCUUUUUUUUUUUAAACUGCGGGCGCUGUUCCGUUUCAAAGUCAAGAGCUCGCCAGUUGCAUGAAUAGGUUCAGGAAGACGGAAGCAGGUGUUGCAGAUGGUACUGUUCCUAAAACUACCUUCUCUCUCUAUUUUGUGUUUUUUUCCUCUCAACACUGAAAAUAAGUCCUAUGUGUGUGUACAGUCCAAAAUGUUAAUAUAUGUGAAGCGUUUGUGUUUGUCAGACAUCCUGUUAGACUGAAACAAGUCACCACCAUUAUGGAACGGUGGUUUCUGACUUAUAGAGGGGAUAGAUGCUAUUUAAAGACCCCAUGGAGGAAAAAAAAACUACUUUUAGUCGAAGUUAUUACGGCAUUAUUUUUGGAGAAGGGCAUCUUUUUCAAAGUGUAAUUAAGAUGAAUGACAUUUAUUCUUUUAAAGCGCUUUGGGUGAUUUCCUCAUUGUUUCUGCAAGUUGUCCUCAUUUAUCUUUGCCGUUAGCAUGUUAGAUAUUAAAGUGCGGUGACUUUAAGAGAUUAAAGGCAGUGCAGGUUGUGUUAAGAUCUCUUUUAUCUGCGAUCAUAACUGGCAUCCCUAAAAUGUUUUUGCAACACUCGUCUUUAACUGAGCUCCAACUUCGGGUUUCAUGGGGUCUUUAAGUUUCUAAAUGAUCGGACGCUAUUAACAAGUUCUUUUCUGUUACGUUUAGCUCUACAUAUCAAAGAUGAAUUACUGCACAUCCUUUAUAACUGGACCGGCGGGUGUGUAUGUGGUGUGUGUGCGUAGCCCAAACUGUUCCCUCUUCAGCCGAAGUUGCAUCCGUUGUACUUUUUUUGUAGAGUUCUAUCAGAUUAUAUAAGUACGAUUGCACUAAAACUGUACAAAGCUUCAGCUCUGUCCUCUCGGGCUGCUCGGACAGUGUUUCUACCACAGAGCCUCUAGCUUCUUUGGAGGAAACGAGGGGGAUCCUAUGAAGCCGUGCUGUUAAGCUGAGGGUCCCGUGUGAAGCAAAUGAAUUUAAUUGAAAGUGUUUUGAUGUGUGUGUGUGUGUGUGUGUGUGCGUGCGCGCGCGUGUGUGCAGUGUUGCACUCGGAGGAUGGACGAGCUGUGUAAAUAUCAGAAGAAAGUGAAACGAAUGAGAUCGCUCAGUUGUAGAAGUCAUGUUAUUCCAUGGGACCAAUCAAAAUUUGAGAAAAUGAACACCUCUCUUCCCAAAACUACAGAACGAAACCAGUCAAAAAUUGUUAUGUCCCUCUUAUUGGAUAACAGCACGUGGGUACAUCUACAGCUUUAGGAGAGAGAUGCUCGAGUUCACAAAUAGAUUGGAGUUUAGAGCUCUUUCCCUCUAUAACCAAUAACCAGGAGCUACACUGUCACUGCUCAGUUUUUCCAUUUCACAGCAAAUCUCGGCAGAGGCCUCUGUUUAUGUGAGAGUCUCUCCAUGAUUUGACAAUGUAAAGACAUCGGAGUCUCACUACCAGUCAUACAAAUAUCCCAUGGGCUACUUUUGGAGGUAUUUUACCCUCUUAAUUCAGAUGAAUUUUGAGAUCCUGUCUGUUAUGUUUAUUUUGAGUUAUAGGACACAUUUAGUUAAAUUAUUCAAUUGUACACAUGAUAUUUAUCGCGAAAAGCAACAAGACAGAAAGCAUUAGUGCAGAUUCUGUUGUUUUAAGCCUGUAAUAGAAAAUCAAAAGGUGAUGAAGGUGUAAGGUAUGUGGAGGCCGUAUGUAUUUGGUGUUGUUUACAGGUGAAGUAAACUGCGCUUUGUCUACCCAAAACUGCAGCAUUGCAGUAACAGGUAGUUUUUGAAUAAAUUUACUCCAUCAUUCUUGAUUUUAAAAUUCCUCGCUUCUUAGCAUUCUGUCACUUUUUAAGUUUCUUUGAAACAUGCCACAAAUUUUCUUUUUUUUGUUGUUUUUGAUUCUGGGAGUGGUCCGACCAAGAGGUGAAUAUAUAAUAAAAAGAUAAAAAACCCUUUUGUGUCAUUUUGGGGCUUGUAAAAUAAAAUAAAUAAAAAAAACAUGAUAAAAUGAUUUCCCACACUUUCUAAUAAUUCACUGUUAAAUAUGUAAUGUGUGAUUGAAACAAAUAGCAAUGAGAAAGCAUUUAUUGUCUUUACUGUAAAACAGGUGGUGUACAUACUGUAACUGUGUAACAUAUUGUAUAUUCAUUAUGCCUGGUGUGUGGGGGAAAAAGCUGCUCUGCCGUGUUUGCUGGCAGUGUGGAUCGUGUGUCUGUUAGUACAGAGACGGGGCGUCGGCGGUUACUGACUGGCUGUGGUUUAAUACAAAGAUUGACUAAAAAAAAAAAUGAAAAUAUUCUAUUUAUUUGGAAUAAGUUAGUAUCUCAACUAAUCAGUUUUAAUGUAAAAUAGAAGUGACUGGUGGAUGGAAAUGAAGAAUCAUUCAGAGAACUGAUUUGUUCGAGGGCUGCUUCUGACAGGAGCUUUUUGAUUUUUUUUUUCUCGAGUAAUAUUUUCUCCCCUUCUACUGAAUAAAACUGAUUGAGCAAGUUA
Molecule: messenger RNA, 6638 nt
Organism: Thunnus maccoyii (southern bluefin tuna)
Lineage: Eukaryota; Metazoa; Chordata; Actinopteri; Scombriformes; Scombridae
Gene: golga2
Product: golgin A2
Exons: 27
Coding region: 52-3342 (1096 amino acids)
Biological process (GO): Golgi organization
Cellular component (GO): Golgi cis cisterna; Golgi apparatus; cis-Golgi network
Molecular function (GO): protein binding
Source: RefSeq, a predicted model, not a curated record